CGUUUAUCUGCAACUUGCAUUUUCUUUUUUUGUGAAUAAUAAUAAUAAUAAUGGCAACCAAGACCCUCACAUCCAAAGCAUUUAUCUUUGAUCUCGAUGGUACAUUGAUAGAUACCACACCUCUUGUUGUCAAGUACUGGACAAAUUUUGCGUUGGAACAUAAUUUGGACCCUGAACAGAUCCUUGCUACUUCUCAUGGACGUAGAACUAUUGAAACUUUGGAACGCUGGACGCCCGAACUUGCAACCGUGGAUUACGUGAAUAAGUUCGAGGGAGGUUUAGCCAAAGAAACAGAAGGUGUGACUGUAUUACCAGGCGUCCUUGAUUUAUUGAAGAGCAUUCCUACAGAAGAUUGGACUGUCAAUACGGCUGGCACUAUUACAAUGGCUGUCAGCAGAUUAUCACAAUUCAAUAUUCACGUGCCCAAAGAAAUGGCUACGGGCGAUAAGUUGACUUUUGGUAAACCUCAUCCUGAAGGCUAUUUAUUAGCAGCAAAGAUUCUUAGAAAAGAGCCCAAGGACUGUUUGGUGUUUGAAGAUGCACCUGCUGGUGUGCAGGCUGCGAUAGCAGCUGGUAUGGAGUGUAUUGCAUGCACGACUACACACACCGUGGAUCAACUUAGAGAGGCUGGAGCAACUGUGAUUGUGGAACGCUUAGACAGUGUUCAUAUUGAAAGACAGUCUGAUGGUAGCUACAAAACUGUAAUUUCAAACACGAUUGAAUAA
Mucor mucedo is the source of this 725-nucleotide messenger RNA. RefSeq names its product HAD-like domain-containing protein. The record is from RefSeq and is a predicted model, not a curated record. Gene Ontology annotation, molecular function: beta-phosphoglucomutase activity; sugar-phosphatase activity. The coding region runs from base 51 to 725 and encodes 224 amino acids. The transcript is spliced from 3 exons. NCBI's taxonomy places the organism in Eukaryota, Fungi, Mucoromycota, Mucoromycetes, Mucorales, Mucoraceae.